Molecule: messenger RNA, 394 nt
Organism: Perca flavescens (yellow perch)
Lineage: Eukaryota; Metazoa; Chordata; Actinopteri; Perciformes; Percidae
Product: probable intracellular septation protein A
Exons: 5
Coding region: 32-394 (120 amino acids)
Source: RefSeq, a predicted model, not a curated record
ACAGUAUAAUCUGCCUGAGUGUGUGACACCCAUGUUUCUCUACAUGCUAAUCUUCAUGGCGUAUCAUAGCAGCAGAUGGAUAACGAGGAAUCAGAGGCUAAAAUUUCAAAUAGUGAAUGCAGUGUUCACAGCACUUGUCCUGGUCCCUCAGUUCUACGUCAUGGGAAGGCCCAAAUCCUCAAGAUACUGUAGGCAGCCUCUUCUGAACAACCUGUCAGCCUCAAUUGCCUUGUCCUUCAUAGCUUCAGGGUUUUCAGUGAUAUUCACAUUUAUAGACCCAGUUCCUCAGAGCUUGUGGGCGUCCUAUCAUGUGUUUGGGCUGCUGACAUGUGGACAAGGACUAUGCACGACCAUCCUGACUCUGACAGCAGCAGCAUGUGUUUCUUCAUGGUGA